AGACCAGCUCGAAGGCUGGGUGACUGGGCAGCCGCGGGCGCCCUGCGUCAUCGACCAACCUCGCAUCGCACGUGGCAGACUUCGUCGCUCCAGGCCAUUGGCUGUCUAGAACUGCGCCGCCCACUCGCCCGCCAUGGGCCGCAACAAGAAGCCCUUGAGCGCACUGGCGGAGGCACCCGGUAACACCGGCAACGGGAAACUUCAGCGCGUGUACGACGCGCUGUUGCAGUCGGACGCGACGACGCCUCUGAAUGAGCCCCGUCGGUUCGGCAUGGCCCUCACUGCUGUGUACCGGCGCGCCCUGUCGGACUUGGCGAGCGAACAGGCUUUCGAGUACGGGGAAAAUCUCUUCAUGGCCGGAGAGUCGUUAGCUACGUACGUGACUCUACGGGACGGUCUCGAAGAGAGCCCGCGGGUGACGAAGAUAGCCGACUCGCCCAACAAUAACCUCUCAGAGAACAAGACAAUGAGGGACAUCGUGAAGCGCUUGCGGCUACACGCCGCCAAGAAAACUAGCGGCGCCGACCCUUUCUUUGAUCGCCUGAAGAAGUUCGUGCAGCCAACGAAGGACAAGCUGGGCAAGACCUGCUUGUUCGGAGUCGAGGGCGACGACGACGUGCCGGUGGUGCGCGAGCUCCUGGUGAAAUUGCUUUUGGUGCUCGCAGUGAGGUCGGAAAGCCUUUUGGCUCUGUUUGAGGGGUCAGAUUUUUCCGUCGCGAAGCCAGACUGCUUGCCGCGCCUGUACCAAUGCUGUUUGGACAAUGGGUAUCCCUUCCCUGGGCUCCGCGAGCACCGGGGGAGGAACGUCCACGCGACGGAGCAGAAGGCAUGGGGGAUGGGCCGCCUGGUGGAUGCCAUCCUGUUCCCGUUAUGGGCCAACCCGACAUGCUUCGACAGCCUGCUGGAGAGCGCGGAAAAUUUGCAUUUCUGCAAGCUCUUCCGCUCCGGCCUGGUCUUCAGCCACACUUACGAAUAUUAUUGACGCUUCGCGUCUCCUCGCCAGCCCAUCCAGAAUCGGUGCCCA
Molecule: messenger RNA, 1024 nt
Organism: Prorocentrum cordatum
Lineage: Eukaryota; Dinophyceae; Prorocentrales; Prorocentraceae
Source: the annotation of a GenBank genome assembly